This is a messenger RNA of Chondrus crispus (carragheen), 1056 nucleotides long. RefSeq lists its product as hypothetical. Lineage: Eukaryota; Rhodophyta; Florideophyceae; Gigartinales; Gigartinaceae. Bases 1 to 1056 code for a protein of 351 amino acids. Gene Ontology annotation, biological process: positive regulation of ATP-dependent activity; protein folding. Gene Ontology annotation, molecular function: protein-folding chaperone binding; ATPase activator activity. Gene Ontology annotation, cellular component: cytosol. The transcript has a single exon. The record is from RefSeq and is a predicted model, not a curated record.
AUGGCGAAGCAGGGCGAAGGCGAUCCGCGGUGGCGCGUCACGCAGCGCCCAGACGGGCGCAACGUGAACGGCUGGCACUGGGAGGACAAGAACGUGUCGGCGUGGGCGCACGCGCGCAUCAAGGACCUUCUCACCCCGCUGCACUGCACGGCUGGCGACGGGGUGACGCGCGUGGCCGUGGAGGCCGUGGACUCGGUCGACGGCGACGCCACGCUGUACAACCGCAAGGGCGUGCUCAAGGUCCUGUACGACCUCAAGGUGUGCGGCAAGUGGUCGACGCGGCACGAGGAGAAGGACGAGCGGACGCACGGCGAGUUCAAAUUCGAGCUCUUCGACGAGGACCCAGAGGUGAGCGUGGGCGUGGACGCCAAGUCGCGCGCGGUGCACGAGUACCGCAAGGCGUUUGCGGACAAGGUCGGCCCGCAGAUCCGGGAGCAGUGCCGCGUGUUCAUCAAGGAGAUGCACGCGGGCGCGGGGCACGCUGUGGACGGGCUGGCGCUGCCCGCGGCGAGGAAGAGGCUGAGCGAGCUCAAGGUGACGGACUUUGCGCGGUCGGGCGCGGCGGCGGCGGCGAGCAAGGGGGCGACGGCGACGGCGGGCGCGGGCAAGGCGGGCGCGGGCAAGGCGGGCACGGGCAAGGCGGGCGCGACGCUGGUGCUCAAGGACGAGUUUGCGUGCCGGGCGGCGGACAUGUUCCUCGCGCUGACGGAGCGCGGGCGGCUGGAGGCGAUCACGCGCGCGCGGGCCGUGUCGGAGGCCGUGGUCGGCGGCCGGUUUGAGGUUCUGAACGGGGCCGCGCGCGGCGAGUACACGCGGCUGGAGGAGGGCAGGUGCGUGGGGAUGAGGUGGAAGCUCAAGACGUGGGGCGAGGCGGCCGCGGCGGGGGAGGCGGUGGUGCGGCUGGAGACGACGGAGGAGGGGAAAUGCGCGGUCGAGGUGACGAUACUGGGCGUGCCGGAGGGCGAGCAAGGGAGCACCGAGGGGUUCUGGCGCGUGCAGGUGUUCCAGGCGAUGAAGGUGGUGAUGGGGUGGGGGAGCGCGUCGCAGUUCUUGUAG